UUUUUUUUUCAUCCUUUUAGUUGUUUUGUUCCUGGAGUUAUAAGAACUAAAUGUCUGCACUGAGAAUUGAAAACAUGAAACAAAUAUGCAUUGGAUUUUUUGUGAUUUUGUCCCUCUUCAAUGGGAACUUUGCAAAUACCAUUUACCAAGAAGGACAGGAGGUACCAGUCAAUUGUGACACCAAACAACCCGGCGUCAUUACAUUCUGGUUUAAAAUAAACACAAGUGGUGCAAAGUAUUUGUUCACUGUUAAAGGCACAGAUGUAAAGGUUAAUGCUGAUAUUGCAAAAUACAAAGUGAACAAAAUUGGUAAGGUUAGUUUGGCCAUUCAGUCUUUCAAUAAAAAGACAGACAGUGGUUUCUACACCUGCGCAGCCAUGAACAACAAUAAACUCAUCUUUGGAGAGCUGACUGAAAUUAAUGGAGAACCAGAUCCAACAACAUCACCUCCAAAAAUUGCUCCAUUACCAUCGACAACAACAAUGGCUACGACAAAAUCACAGUGUAAAUGUCCGAAACAAGGCAAACCCAGCAUCAACUGUGAGAUUUGGAUAUUGUCAUCUCUGGCCUCUGGUUGUGUUCUUCUCCUCAUUCUGCUCAUCAUCACAAUUUUGUACUGCAACCGUUUAAGAACAAGACGAUGUCCCCACCAUUACAAAAGACAACCCAGACCUGCUGGCCAUGCAAAACUGCCCAACAACCACUUCUAGCCCCAGUAAAGUCACAGAAGUCAAGUACUAGUUAAAGAUCUCUUUGAUUCAAUUUCUUCUCAAUGAGCAAAUUCAAAAUCAAUUUCUUCCUUCAUGAUUAUUCAGACUGUAAAAUCUUAAAUCUUAAUCUUUUAAUCUUUCACAAUGAAAAUGUUUAAAACACCACUAUUUCUUUUCCAGUCAGUUUAGACGAUUUUUAUAGUCAUUAUGUCUUUGUAUCGGUUAGGGUUACAUUUUAUACUAUGACAGUAAUCAGUUUUUUUUUUUUUAUCUUAAUCUGUUCCUAGUGAAAUGUUUUGUGUUUGCUUCAAUGUAGGCUUAUUAAAUGAAGCUUAUUUUGAUUUAAAGUGAUGUCAAAAAUGAUCACAAAAGCAUUUUAAGCUUUAAAUUACAUCAUGUUCAGUGUCACUUUGCAUAAUUGUAAUCUGCUUAAAAGAGAAAUCUGCCAUCUGCUGGCUGUCAGUGAUAUGGAGUAUCAUUCUCAUAUUGUACAUUGUGCUGAGAUAUAAGCUUCACAGAACAACAUUCUGUUGCUGUCUAUUUCUACAUUAAUUUGUAACUAAAAUUCAGUUGCAAAUAAACAAAAUAUGAAGUAA
This is a messenger RNA of Cyprinus carpio (common carp), 1306 nucleotides long. Its product is annotated as CD8a molecule. NCBI's taxonomy places the organism in Eukaryota, Metazoa, Chordata, Actinopteri, Cypriniformes, Cyprinidae. The record is from RefSeq and is a predicted model, not a curated record.